GUGGGUGGCCCAGCGAACCUCGCCCAGCGUACAGUAGCGCACAGAGUCCGUGGCAGGGCAGCCGGCAAUCGCGCCAUGCCCACCAACUUCACCGUGGUUCCCGUGGAGGCGCGCGCUGGCGGGGACGGGGCGGGGGCCGAGGACAGUGAAGCUGAGCACCCCGAGUCUCCAGGGAUCCUCUCGGGCACUGAGUCCGAGCGCCCUAACUCAGGAGAUGGGACGCCCCGGGAGAGCAGCCCGUUCAUCAACAAUGUCGACGUGGAGCGGGAAAGCUACUACGAAGGGAAGAACAUGGCGCUCUUUGAGGAGGAGAUGGACAGCAACCCCAUGGUGUCCUCCCUGCUGAACAAGCUGGCUACCUACACCAACCUGAGCCAGGGUGUGGUGGAACACGAAGAGGAUGAGGACAGCAGGCGGCGGGAAGCCAAGGCCCCACGCAUGGGCACCUUCAUUGGCGUCUACCUGCCCUGCCUCCAGAACAUCCUGGGUGUGAUCCUCUUCCUGCGCCUGACGUGGAUUGUGGGGGCCGCUGGUGUUCUGGAGUCCUUCCUCAUUGUGUCCAUGUGCUGCACCUGUACGUUGCUGACUGCCAUCUCCAUGAGCGCCAUUGCCACCAACGGUGUGGUCCCUGCUGGGGGCUCCUACUACAUGAUAUCUCGGUCACUGGGGCCUGAAUUUGGGGGCGCUGUCGGUCUCUGCUUCUACCUGGGCACAACGUUUGCAGGGGCCAUGUACAUCCUUGGGACCAUCGAGAUCUUUCUGACCUAUAUCUCCCCCGGAGCGGCCAUCUUCCACGCGGAGGCGGCAGGCAGCGAAGCAGCUGCCAUGCUGCACAACAUGCGGGUGUAUGGCACCUGCACACUGGCCAUCAUGGCUGUGGUGGUCUUCGUGGGCGUCAAGUAUGUCAACAAACUGGCCCUGGUUUUCCUGGCCUGUGUGGUGCUGUCCAUCCUGGCCAUCUAUGCUGGUGUCAUCAAAACUGCCUUUGACCCGCCUGACAUCCCGGUCUGCCUGCUUGGGAACCGCACGCUGGCAAAGCGCAGCUUUGACACCUGUGCCAAGGUCCACAUGGUCAACAACGGCUCAGCAAUGGUGACCACUGCACUCUGGAGCCUAUUCUGCAACGGCUCCAGCACCAGCGCUGCCUGCGACCAGUACUUCAUGCAGAACAAUGUCACUGAGAUUCAGGGCAUCCCCGGCGUGGCCAGCGGUGUUUUCCUGGAGAAUCUGUGGAGCACAUACUCCGACAAGGGUGCCUUUGUGGAGAAGGAGGGUGUGCCUGCGGUGCCCGUGCCUGAAGAGAGCCGUGCAAGUGGGCUGCCCUACGUGUUGACCGAUAUCAUGACGUACUUCACCAUGUUGGUCGGCAUCUACUUCCCCUCUGUCACUGGUAUCAUGGCAGGGUCCAACCGCUCCGGGGACCUCAAGGACGCACAGAAGUCUAUCCCCACGGGGACCAUCCUGGCCAUCGUGACCACAUCUCUCAUUUAUCUCUCCUGCAUUGUGCUCUUUGGGGCCUGCAUUGAAGGUGUUGUCUUGCGAGAUAAGUUUGGGGAAGCCCUGCAGGGAAACCUGGUCAUCGGCAUGCUGGCCUGGCCAUCCCCCUGGGUCAUUGUCAUCGGCUCCUUCUUCUCCACCUGUGGCGCUGGCCUCCAGAGCCUGACUGGGGCACCCCGCCUGCUGCAGGCCAUCGCCCGUGAUGGCAUCAUUCCCUUCCUGCAGGUGUUCGGCCACGGGAAAUCCAACGGGGAGCCCACUUGGGCUCUGCUGCUCACAGCCAUCAUCUGUGAGACGGGCAUCCUCAUUGCCUCACUGGACAGCGUGGCCCCUAUCCUAUCCAUGUUCUUCCUCAUGUGCUACCUGUUUGUGAACUUAGCCUGUGCCGUGCAGACGCUGCUGCGCACACCCAACUGGCGCCCCCGCUUCAAGUACUACCACUGGACGUUGUCCUUCCUGGGCAUGAGCCUGUGCCUGGCCUUGAUGUUCAUCUGCUCAUGGUACUAUGCUCUCUUCGCCGUGCUCAUCGCUGGCUGCAUCUACAAGUACAUUGAGUACCGCGGGGCUGAGAAGGAGUGGGGUGAUGGCAUCAGGGGCCUGUCACUGAACGCUGCCCGGUACGCCCUGCUGCGUGUGGAGCAUGGGCCGCCCCACACCAAGAACUGGAGGCCCCAGGUGCUAGUCAUGCUGAACCUGGACACAGAGCAGGCUGUGAAGCACCCGCGCCUGCUGUCCUUCACCUCGCAGCUGAAGGCCGGCAAGGGCUUGACCAUCGUGGGCUCUGUGCUGGAGGGCACCUUCCUGGACAAGCACGCAGAGGCGCAGCGGGCUGAGGAGAACAUCCGGGCACUGAUGGGUGUGGAGAAGACCAAGGGCUUCUGCCAGCUGGUGGUGUCCUCCAGCCUGCGGGAUGGCACUUCCCACCUGAUCCAGUCAGCUGGCCUGGGUGGCAUGAAGCACAACACUGUGCUCAUGGCCUGGCCCCAGGCCUGGAAGCAGUCGGACAACCCCUUCUCCUGGAAGAACUUUGUCGACACUGUCCGCGACACCACAGCUGCCCACCAGGCCCUGCUGGUGGCCAAGAACAUCGAUGCAUUUCCCCAGAACCAGGAGCGCUUGGGUGAGGGCCACAUCGAUGUGUGGUGGAUCGUGCACGACGGUGGCAUGCUCAUGCUGCUGCCCUUCCUGCUGCGCCAGCACAAGGUGUGGCGCAAGUGCCGGAUGCGCAUCUUCACAGUAGCCCAGGAAGACGACAACAGCAUCCAGAUGAAGAAGGACCUGCAGAUGUUCCUGUACCACCUCAGGAUCAGCGCUGAGGUGGAGGUGGUGGAGAUGGUGGAGAACGACAUCUCCGCCUUCACCUACGAGAAGACACUGAUGAUGGAGCAGAGGUCCCAGAUGCUGAGGCAGAUGCAGCUGUCAAAGACCGAGCAGGAGAGAGAGGCCCAGCUGAUCCAUGACCGGAACACUGCCUCUCACACUGCAGUGGCCACCAGAGCCCAGGCCCCGCCGACGCCAGACAAGGUGCAGAUGACCUGGACGAAGGAGAAGCUGACGGCAGAGAGGCACAAAGACAAGGGUACCAGCGGUGCGGCAGGGUUCAAGGACCUCUUCAGCCUGAAGCCGGACCAGUCCAAUGUCAGGAGGAUGCACACAGCCGUGAAGCUAAAUGGCGUUGUCCUCACCAAAUCCCAGGAUGCCCAGCUGGUCCUGCUGAACAUGCCAGGACCUCCCAGAAACCGGCAGGGUGAUGAGAACUACAUGGAAUUCCUGGAGGUGUUGACCGAGGGGCUGAACCGGGUGCUCCUGGUCAGGGGCGGCGGCCGUGAGGUCAUCACCAUCUACUCCUAAGCCUGGUAUUGCUGGGUGGGCGAUGCCAUUCUGUGAGGUGCCAGCCAGCCAGACCACACAAGUGGCCCCCUUCAGGACCUCGGAGCUGUCUCCUGGAUCCCCCUCUUUGCAGAGACCUGGGCAGCACUGGGGGACGAAGUGGCCCUGGGCCAGGAUCCCCUGCUCCUCCUGGAUGGGCUGUCCAGCAUGUGGGCAGUCACUGCCCACCUCCCACUUGGGCACUUGUCAGGUACUACUGUGCUCUGGGGCUGAGGGCCGCCAGUCCCCACCUCCUCUGACUGCCCAAGUGGGAGAACAGUGAAGACCACUGCCCUUUCCCUGGGUCGGUGCCCAUCCCGUCCACCUCACAGGCAGAGCACAAGCUGGCCGCCUGGAGGGGGAGCCAGAAGGAGGACGUGGGCCUCGACCUCGGGGGCAGAGGCUCUGCCCAUGGAGCUGCAGGCUCCAAAGCACUGACGGUGCCCAAGGGCACGAACGCCAAGGUUUCUCCAUGCUGCCCAAGGGCAGAGCCCCUCCUGCCCUGCUGAGGGGCACUGUCUCACCCUUUGCCCUCGAGAAGGACACACUCAGCUGUGGCUAGGGCUGUCUAGGCAGGAUCUGCCUGGCCGUGUCCCUGUGUCUCCACCUGGGACAGGCUCUUGAUGACCCUCAAGGGCCGAACACAGUUUGCACUUUGCCUUUGAGCUUUCUGCUUUGUAGGUCACAGUCAUGGGUCAUGGCAGCGAUUUAUGCCUUGCUCUCUGUAGAAUGUAUUUAUUUAUUGAAAUAGUGGGGGGCAGUGUCCUGAUGAUUACGUUUGUGUGGGAACCUAGGGCCAGGCACGUGGCAUUCGCUGGCAUCCAGGUUCCUCUAGAGUCCGCACAGGCCACAGAGGCUGUCUGGUGGUGGGCCAGCUCUGACCAGAGGCGUUCCUGAGCUGUCUCACUGGGCAGGUCGGUUCCCGUCCAACCACUGGUGCCCAGUGCAUGGCCAGCCAGCACAGUGGGCCCAGGCCUCCGUGACCUCUGCCCACCUUGCUGGACCCUGAGACCCUGAUGGCCUCGCCCCUGGAUGGAGGUGAGGGGAGCAGGUGGCGCCCAUCUGUGAGUGCUCCCUGCAGCCUUUCAGACGCCUGUCCGUUUUCCUUUUAUAGCCUCAUUGUCUUUGUACGAUUUUGUUAGUGGAAUAAAAUCCUGUGAAAUCUGAG
Messenger RNA from Octodon degus (degu), 4534 nucleotides. RefSeq names its product solute carrier family 12 member 7 (gene Slc12a7). Bases 76 to 3348 code for a protein of 1090 amino acids. NCBI's taxonomy places the organism in Eukaryota, Metazoa, Chordata, Mammalia, Rodentia, Octodontidae. Gene Ontology annotation, molecular function: potassium:chloride symporter activity. Gene Ontology annotation, biological process: cell volume homeostasis; chloride ion homeostasis; chemical synaptic transmission. The transcript is spliced from 24 exons. Gene Ontology annotation, cellular component: membrane. The record is from RefSeq and is a predicted model, not a curated record.